Cyprinus carpio (common carp) is the source of this 773-nucleotide messenger RNA. Its product is annotated as vitelline membrane outer layer protein 1-like. NCBI's taxonomy places the organism in Eukaryota, Metazoa, Chordata, Actinopteri, Cypriniformes, Cyprinidae. The record is from RefSeq and is a predicted model, not a curated record.
UUUUGAGAGGAGCAUGCGAGAGGGACACUUCGUAUCUUUGCUGACGGUACGCAAUGGAUGGACUGGGGGUCGCUGGGCUUCAAAGGGAAUUCUGUCGGCGAGUGGAACGUACGCCGCAGGAUUUAGUCUAAUGGUGGAAGAUCUUCAUGUUUUUUCGGAUAACACAGCGCUCAAUGGGAUUCGUCUUCACUGCACCAGUCUCUUUAAAAGCUCAGAGCAUGACAGUGUCAUUCAAUCCAACGUAGGAAGCUGGGGUCAGUGGACAAAAAUCAAAUGGUGUCCUUCUGGAUUCUUGAAAGCUUUUCAGCUAAGAGUCGAAUCUCCCCAAGGAAUUAAAGACGACACGGCCGCAAACAACAUCAGAUUCAACUGCACUGGAGGGGAUGUGCUGCUGGGUGACGGCACAGACAGGGGCGAGUGGGGCGAGUGGAGUCCAUCGUGUCAGGGAAGAGGGAUGUGUGGCAUCAUGACGCGGAUAGAAGAGCCGCUGAGAUUCGGAGAUGACACGGCUCUCAAUGACGCGCGCAUGUUCUGCUGCGAUUAAGAUGAUGCGAUCGCAAUCAAACACUCGGAUUGUCACAGAACAACUGAGUUUGUUUUUUAUUCAGGUGUAAAGAAGACGGCGACAAGAAGAACAGCAAGAGAAUCAAAGGAGUAUAAUAACUGAUCAAAUACUAUGAUGAGCUAACAUAAACCAUGUCACACCACAGUUUUGUAAGGGAUCAUGCUCAAUCAGCAGCGUUAUCACCAAAUAAAGAACAGGAUAAUCAAGA